Molecule: messenger RNA, 1514 nt
Organism: Lytechinus variegatus (green sea urchin)
Lineage: Eukaryota; Metazoa; Echinodermata; Echinoidea; Temnopleuroida; Toxopneustidae
Exons: 2
Coding region: 560-1081 (173 amino acids)
Source: RefSeq, a predicted model, not a curated record
UGAUAUUUUGCCCCCCCCCCUUUCCAAAUGGUCCCCUGGGAUUUCUGCCCAUGCCCUUUAUGAACUUUUAUUCCCAGCGUCAUGCAGAAUAGAGUUUAAUGUAUUAAGACAAAGAAUCGAGAAUAUUCAUAAACACUCUUUUAGAAAACAAUAAUUUGACAAUUCCAAUCCAGGCCUAUAAGCGUAGCGCUGUAUCCUCCUCUAAGUCCUAAACGAGAAUUAACAAUAAGACAAAGAAAGAGAAAACGAAAGAGGGAAGGGGGUAUUAUUUUUCUGAAUAUUACGUCAAAAUCUAUCACAAUAUUUAUUUUUUGUGAUAAAAUGUUGAUUUCUUUUUUGCUUGCUCGUAACUUUUCUGAAGAUACAAUUUUCCAGUUUAUACGCAUGACCCCUCAAAACAAUUUAACUCAUUACGCCAUGGAUUGGAAUCAUAGAUCGACGCCCCCUGUGAACAUGGAUGUUUAUUCUACAUAUAUUUAUAUUAAUUUUGAAGGAUAAAGUUUAUUUUGUUGUUUAUUUGUGAAUCACUCCUGUAUUUUUUCUUCUCUUCUUCAUAAAGAUGAAGCAAGUGAUCCUUUACAUUGAUGGCUACAUUUCCCGAAUCCAACGUCCAGACCACGCGGGAGACACUUAUUUUUGUGGUCAUGGGAAAUCUUGUGAUUCGAUCAAUACCCAACUCAUUACUGAUAAAUUUGGGCAAGUUCGUCAUAUAAUAACCGGAUUAUCUGGAGCAACACACAACAAAACAGCAACAGAGUGGAGCAUGACUUUCAUGCAGUUUCUUGACGAUUUGCCAGGUGACUACGUCGUCUUGGGAGAUCCUGCCUACAGAAAUCUUCACCCAUCAGUGAUACAUAGAGUGGUUAAACCAAAUCUCAGUGCUGAAGAAGAACGAUACAAUCUUGAUGUAACGAAGUUACGACAAAUUGUGGAAAGGGCAAUAGGAGCGACUCAGCUAAGAUGGAGAUUGUCGCAACUAAAAGAAAAUCGCAUGGCAGCCAAAGGAGGUAUUUUUUUUCCCUCCAAAUGUUUGGUUGCCAUGUCGUAUCUGCAUAACAGAUACACAAAUUACCUCGUAUGAAUUUCUUGCUCUUGAUCAGUAAAACAUCACAAACCGAUUUACAAACUACUAAUUCAAAUUCUUCUCUCGAGGAGUAAUAUUUGAUUUUUGUAAUGUUCAUUCAUAAUUCUUUCACUUGCGACUUUCUCCGUCGAACUAAGCUGUGUAAAAACACAUAAAUAAAAUUCAGUUCAAUUAAAUCUCCUUUUAUCGACAGAUUUCAAUUUACUCACAAAGUGAAAUGUUAUCAGUAGAAAUAGUUCAAAGUUCAACAUAAAUUAUUAUGAGCCCCCCAAAAGGAGAAAGGAAGUUGGGGGUCUAAUUUUGUAUCGACAACACUUAACAGCAACAUUAACUCUUUCCAAAAUCACCACAAAGCAGGCGCAGAUCCAGGGGGAGGGGGGCCUUUGAGAAGCAAAAUGUAUAAUGUAAAAAUGCCAUUAAAACCGAGGUU